GACCGAGGUUUGCCGACCAUAAAUGACAAUACAAGGACGUGAGGUUCGACUACUGGAGCGAGCGGGAAAUGUCUUUGGACGUCCUCGAGAACCCUAGCCCGCGGCGGUGGCGCUUCACCUGGGAAACCCUAGCCCACAUCCCGACCCUCCGCCUCUAUCUCUUCCACCCGGAUGUCCACCCGUCCGCCCUGUGCGGAAACCUGUCCGCUUCCCUCCGCCUCGACCAGUCCCUGCUCCUUGUCUCCUGGAUCGAUGACAGAAACGGAGGGGGAACGGGAGAUGUCGUCUCUCUCAAGGCUCCCGUCCCCAAGGUCUUGAUCGACCCGAGCUGCCCCGUGGAAUGCCGGGCUAUGGACGAUCAUAUCGAGAUCAAGCUGGCGUUGGUCCUCCCGGUAGAUCAUCCGGUCAUGAUGGAUUUGCGCGGGGUCCUCGAUUCUUAUAUGGGCGAGAUGGGCAGACAAGAAGGUGGGCUUUCGGAUCCGUUGGUUCCGCUCCCUUUGGAUUUAGAUAUAAAGAAUCUUUCUGCCGGUGGUGUACAUUUCUUUUGCAAAUCCUGCUCGACAAAGCUGACAAAGCAACCUCUGAGACACUUUGUGGAAAUGCCAUCAGUGAAUUGGCGAGAGGUGGCAGACAAUUGGUUUGGAACUUGCUGCUGUUCUUUUGGAGGUAUCAGCGAGAAAUUAGUACGUCAGUAUGUUAACAGAUACAGCUGUCAUGAAGGUACAUGUCUACUAGAUGGUGCUUCAAUAAUCAUAUGCCAAGAUGAUCUAGAGGGCUAUUCAUUUCAGGAGCUCUUAGCUGGAUUUUCUGACCACAAAAAUAAGGACCAAGUAGCUUGUAUUGUUAUAAAUGAUUCAGUAAAAGGGGGUAGUGGUCAAGAUUUUGUUGAAGACAAUGCUGAUGUCGGUGUGAUGCCAGGUUCUUCUAGCAAGGAAGAUGUGUGUAUGGAUCUUGCAACAGAACUCCCUAUUAGAAAGAACACUGAUCUUUUAUCUAGCCCAAUACUUAAAUCAUCAGAUAUCUGUAACAAUGUGCGACGAAGAACUGAAUGUGGCUUAAAGGGAUGUUCUAAUCCUAUUGGAUCAAGCUUAGAUGAGAUACAAAGUCCCCAACAUGCAGAUUUCUUGAAUCUUAACUUAGAUCAUUGCUGUGGGAGUUCUGGGAAGCCUCUUCCAGAGCCUUCUGAUGGGUUUCCUUCGGAAGCUCAUUGCAAUAUUUGUGAUCAUAAAUCAAACAAUUUGGUAAAUUAUGCUUCUGGUGGAUCUAUGCUCGAUGUGCCAAUUAUGCCUGCCAAAGUCCAAGAGUCUAUGACGAGUUCAGGCCUUUCAGGAAGUCAGAAGUGGCUACAUAAUAGUUCUCUUGGAGGUGGUUUUAUUGUUAGAACAUCCAACCUUUCAAAUGAUAUAGAAUGGGUUGGAUUCUCAUGCAAAAAAUGCUUAUCUAUGAUUGGGUGCUAUCCUUCUUUUAAAAGCACAAAUAUCCCUGUAGAUGGAGGAAUCCGGCUAUUUAAGUGCUACAUUUCUACAUCUGUUCCUGCCGGUGGACCUUGUGACAUAUUCAGGAAUCACACAUUGCAAAGAGUUUUUGCCAAUGUGUUUCUUGAAGGCGCUGAAGAGGAACUUUCAUACAGAAUAAUUGUCAGGGAUUUGAAGUUGAAAUCUCCAAUGCUGCUGUUAGUUCUUUUAAAUUCAAAAGCCUGGAUCUCCAGUGGCUACUGCUCAGAAGAUAGCAUGGGAUCACUUUCUGCAGCAGAUCUGCAACCUGUUCUGAAAGUACUUUAUUCGGAUUGUAGUAUUGCUUCCGAAGCAAAUUCAAGAAUUAUUGAGGAUUGGUCAACCAGAAAUCAUGCCGAAGAGGUGUAUAUGACAACAUGCCUUGUGGAAGAAUUAAUAAUGUGUCUGAAAUCAGCUUUGUACAAUCUGCCACCAUCUUGUUCUUCUUUGCAAGGAAUGUCAUUAUCAUUCUUGGAAAGGUAACUAAUGCUUGGUAUUCUUGACCUCAUGACUUAAUGAUUAAAAUCCUUAUUCUGUAUGAGGUGAUUCAGGUUA
Musa acuminata subsp. malaccensis (wild Malaysian banana) is the source of this 2048-nucleotide messenger RNA. RefSeq lists its product as uncharacterized. Gene Ontology annotation, cellular component: cytosol; ubiquitin ligase complex; nucleus. The record is from RefSeq and is a predicted model, not a curated record. Gene Ontology annotation, molecular function: cyclin binding; ubiquitin conjugating enzyme binding; ubiquitin protein ligase activity. Gene Ontology annotation, biological process: protein polyubiquitination; proteasome-mediated ubiquitin-dependent protein catabolic process; protein autoubiquitination. Lineage: Eukaryota; Viridiplantae; Streptophyta; Magnoliopsida; Zingiberales; Musaceae.